Molecule: messenger RNA, 5451 nt
Organism: Benincasa hispida (wax gourd)
Lineage: Eukaryota; Viridiplantae; Streptophyta; Magnoliopsida; Cucurbitales; Cucurbitaceae
Source: RefSeq, a predicted model, not a curated record
AAAUGAUAUUAAUGAUAGAUCAAAAGAAAAUUCGAAAAAACAAAAAGGGUCAUCUCCUUUUCCAAUUCAGUCAUUUUUAUGGUCAAAUUAAACUGAUGAACAGUGCCAAAAAUUUCAUCUUGCUUUCUUUUUUUUUCCUCUGUAAACAGAAUUUCCGAUGAUGCUCUUUCGGUUUUAUAGACCCGUAAAGGAGCUGGAUGAAGAAAAAGGCCAAAUCACCAAAGGUUUCGCAAAUUAGAAACUGGGGUUUUUCUUCAGCUAGUUGUGUAAAAUGAUUGUUUCUACUUCUUGGUGUCUUUCAAAAGAGGUGUGGUUUUGAUUGCUUCAAAUGCUUGCUACUUGCUUGCUUCAUAACUUCUUGAAGAAGAAGACAACCCGUUUUUCCUCUUCCAACCCAGUUGGUUGUCUGCAAUUCCUCUUCUGUGUUUGAUUCCCUUUUCCUUCUGGGGUUCUUGUAUAGCUCUGAUCUUGACGAUUUCGUGACUUGGGUUGUGUGAUAAAUUGUGGGUUUUGCACCAAUUUCUAUUUAAAACACUUGUAUUUCGAUGCCCUUUUAUGUUGGGACUGGUUUUCUCAAGUUGCUGAGAGAUUCAUAAGUGGGGGGUUUUUAGAGAAAACCAUGUCUCAGAAUUCUAAACUCUCUUGUUCUAAGGUCAGAUUACUAGCUGGUUUCAAGGUGAAGAAGGCUAAGGAGCAUUUCCAUGGUCAAGGGUGGAGUAACCUACUUUAUCUCUUGCCAUUUGGAAUGAUUUUGAUUCUGGGUCUUUGGUAUAUUUUUAGUUUUUGUGAUGGGAGUUCAGUUCGGGAAGUGGUGAUUCCAAAUACGUGUAAAGAGAAGACCUGGAACUUUCUGAAGCAUUUCAAUGUCAGUGAGACUCAGUUUAUUGCUACGGCUUCGUUCUUCUUUCAUUCAGAUCAGUCAUCAUCUCUCCCGUGUGCGAAAGACUCAGAGCCCGGUAAUGCACUGAAAGACUGCAUUCCUUAUGCGUUGAAGAUUUUAGAACGGGAACAAGACUUGCAAAAGAAGCAAAGGUGGCUUUCUGAAGAUUUACAAUCUGAAGGCCAGUGCCCAAUUAGGGGUGAGAUGGACUCCUCCAAUGUUGAUCUAUUGCAGUUAAUGGACAACACACACUCGCUUACUUCAAAAUCUUAUUUUGGAUUUGUGUCUCCAUGUCUUCAGAUUCAUAGAGAGAGGAUCUUGCAUACUAAGGAAAUUGGAAAUGAGCAUUCUCGAAGUGUGAAUGGAUUAGUAAUGGGAUGCUUAUGGAUUCUUGCUGUAGUGAUAUCAUGCCUGAAGAUGUCUGGUUUUCAUUUGAAAUUAAAAAACCAUAAACACAAGCCAAUAAAGCAUCCAUCGGUUGAGAAUCAGCCAGUGAUUCAGCUACAGCAGGUGUUGCUACAGCAGCAGUUAGAUCUAUCUCCAAGUCCUCCUAAGGGGGCUGGAAAAUGGAGAAAGAAACUUCUUAUAUUAUUUGUUUUGCUUGGAAUUAUUGGAUCCUUUUGGCUCUUUUGGUAUUUGAACAACAAAAUCAUCUUGAGGAGAGAAGAAACACUUUCUAACAUGUGCGAUGAGCGAGCUCGAAUGUUACAGGAUCAAUUCAACGUUAGCAUGAACCAUGUUCAUGCCUUGGCUAUUCUGGUCUCCACUUUUCAUCAUGGCAAGCAUCCUUCUGCCAUUGAUCAGAAAACAUUCAGUGAAUAUGCAGAAAGAACAGCUUUUGAACGACCACUCACCAGUGGUGUGGCUUAUGCUUUGAAAGUUACUCAUUCAGAAAGAAAGCAAUUUGAAGAGGAACAUGGGUGGACAAUUAAAAAGAUGGGAACAGAGGACCAGACUCUGGUUCAGGAUUCUAUUCCGGAGAAUUUAGACCCUGCUCCCGUUCAGGAUGAAUAUGCACCUGUGAUAUUUUCACAAGAAACUGUAUCUCAUAUAGUUUCCAUUGACAUGAUGUCUGGAAAGGAAGACCGUGAAAACAUCUUGCGAGCAAGAGCUUCAGGGAAGGGAGUGCUGACAUCUCCUUUCAAGCUUCUUAAGUCCAAUCACCUAGGUGUUGUACUCACUUUUGCUGUCUAUAACACCGACCUUCCUCCUGAUGCAACACCAGAGCAACGUAUUAAAGCUACUGUUGGGUAUCUAGGAGCAUCCUAUGAUGUCCCAUCACUUGUGGACAAGCUUCUCCACCAACUUUCCAGCAAACAAUCAAUCGUUGUUGAUGUUUAUGACACAACUAAUGCAACUGCUCCCAUUAAGAUGUAUGGAUCUGAUGUAAUAGAUACUGGUCUAUUGCACAUUAGCAACCUGGAUUUUGGAGAUCCCCAAAGGAAGCAUGAGAUGCAUUGCAGAUUUAAGCAGAAGCCACAAUUACCAUGGAUGGCCAUAAAUGCAUCAGUGGGAGUUCUGGUUAUUACUUUACUCGUUGGCCAUAUAUUUUAUGCGGCCAUAAGUCGAAUCGCAAAAGUUGAAAAUGACUAUCAUGAGAUGAUGGGACUCAAAAGUCGUGCUGAAGCUGCAGAUGUGGCAAAGUCUCAGUUUCUUGCAACUGUUUCUCACGAGAUCAGGACGCCAAUGAAUGGUGUUUUAGGGAUGCUGAAAAUGCUGAUGGACACUGAUCUUGACCCAAACCAACUGGACUAUGCCCAGACUGCAUAUGAUAGUGGGAAAGAAUUAAUAUCACUAAUAAACGAGGUUCUCGACCAAGCUAAAAUAGAAUCAGGCAGGCUUGAACUUGAAGAUGUACCGUUUGAUCCACGAGCUUUACUAGAUAAUGUGCUGUCAAUGUUCUCUGGAAAAUGUCAUGAGAAGGGAAUAGAGUUAGCUGUUUAUGUCUCUAAUUUGGUCCCUGAAGUUCUCAUCGGUGACCCUGGACGCUUCCGACAGAUAAUUACCAAUCUUGUGGGAAAUUCAAUCAAGUUCACCAACGACAAAGGACACAUAUUUGUUACUGUACACCUGGCAGAAGAAGUGAGGACUCCCUUGGAGGCAAUGGACAGUGUGCUAAGACAAGGCCUAGACUUAGUGAAAGAGACGCGGGGAAAAAGUCACAAUACGUUAAGCGGGUUUCCAGUGGUCGAGAGGUGCAAGAGUUGGGAGUCUUUCAAGAUAUUUAGAAGAAUAGAUAUGAUGAAAGAAGAUGACGACGUAAUUAAGUUGCUUGUAUCAGUUGAGGAUACAGGUCAUGGAGUUCCUUUAGAAGCACAAAGUCGAAUUUUUAUGCCAUUUAUGCAAGCGGAUAGUUCCACUUCACGCAAGUAUGGUGGGACUGGAAUAGGUCUGAGCAUCAGCAAAUGUCUGGUGGAUCUAAUGGGUGGGGAGAUAGGUUUUGUGAGCCAACCUGGUGUUGGCAGCACAUUUUCAUUUACUGGAUGUUUGAGAAAAGGCGAUACGAAGUCCCUUGAUACAAAGUGGCAGCAGAAUGAUUCAGCUGUGUUAGAUUUCCGAGGAUUGCGAGCGCUGGUACUGGAUAAUAGAAGCAUUAGAGCCGAGGUAACAAAAUAUCAUCUUAAGAGGUUAGAGAUCUCGGUGGAUAUAGUUUCAAGUUUGGCUUCAGCACAUGAAUACUUAACCAAUAAUUGCAUCAAAAGUCCAUCCAAGCCUUUGGCCAUGGUGCUUGUCGACAAAGAUGUAUGGGAUAAGGAAACUGGUCCGACAAUCCCCCAUAUGUUUAAACGACAUGGGGUAAAUGGCAAGGAAGAAUCAAGAGGAAGUCCUAAGAUCUUUCUCUUAGCCACCUCCAUUAGCCCUCAAGAGAGGAGAGCUCUCAAGUUGACCGGUUAUGUUGAUAAUGUAAUGACAAAACCCCUUAGGUCAGGUGUCCUGAUUGGAUGCUUCCAGGAAGCCUUCGGGAAGGUCAACCGAAAGAAACCGUCUAUUCUUGGGAACUUACUGAGAGAAAAGCAAAUAUUGGUGGUCGAUGACAAUGCAGUCAAUAGACGAGUUGCCGAAGGUGCUCUAAAGAAAUAUGGAGCAAAGGUUACCUGUGUGGAAAGUGGUAGUGCUGCUAUUUCAUUGUUAAAACCACCACACAAGUUCAAUGCUUGCUUCAUGGAUCUUCAGAUGCCUGAGAUGGAUGGGUUUGAAGCAACACGCCAGAUACGAAAUGUCGAAAAUAAGGUUAAUGAGGACAUUUCUUCUGGAAAAGUAUCAAUUGAGAUGUUUGGGAAUGUGGCUCAUUGGCAUACACCAGUAUUGGCCAUGACAGCUGAUGUGAUUCAGGCUACAAAUGAAGCAUGCAUGAACUGUGGGAUGGAUGGUUAUGUAGCAAAGCCUUUUGAAGAAGAAAAAUUAUAUUCAGCGGUUGCUCGUUUCUUUGAGUCCGAUGCUCGAGUAGAACAUGAAUAGAAUGAUCAUUCUGAUUUUAGUGAUCCAUUCAAGGCAUAUAUGGAUCGAGAUUGACUCUAAUAAUGAGUUUUCUUCGGAUGAAAGGCCCUACCAGGACAAGGCAUUGGGUAGAAUCGUUUGGAAUACGUCCCAAUCUUUACAGUUGGUGACGAUGGGAUAGAUAUGAAUGGAGGAUAUCUGUCAUAAGGGGUCAUUGGUAUACCGACACUAACCAGUAACUUCAUGCUUUGAUCCUUGUUGCCUGAUCAUACUUUAGUAUGUCUCGUCAUGAAUGCAUCGGAACUUUUCUUCUAAAACAUUUGUUGCCCAGGCGAGGACUAUUCCUGAAGGAUAGCAGUUUGAUUGAGUCGCUUCAUCCACAUGGUUCAUCUUGCAAAGUUGUCAGCCAUUUGCACUUCUAGUGUGAAGGUAGAUGCACCAUUCAUCAACACCCAAGAAUACGCUCGACAUCUCAGCUGCAAGAUUGGAUGAUCAAGUUGAAACAAAAUUCUGUUUUAGUGCAGGAGUGCAACGAUCAUUCGAAUGAUGCAGCUUGUCAUUUUGACAGAAACAUGACAUUCCUAGUGAUGCUCAAGAUAAAAGAAACAAGGGAAUGAAGAAUCCACAAAAUCAAAUCGCGAAUUCUCAGCUCAAAAUGUAGUGGGUGGAAUUCUUCAACCUAACUUCAAUAGAAUUCUUCAACUGAACUUUGAUCUGAUUUCCUACAUGGAACGAAGCCACGACAAACAAGGUGUACCAAUUAGAAGAUUGGCUGACAUUCCAAACAAGAACAGCUUCUUAGGUUUCAUGGAGUCCCUGAUUCGUCCCGGUUCCAUCGGGCAGUUGGUUUUGCUGUUUUUCAGGCAAAUGAAUAGCUGCUUUAAUUAAUCACCAACUCUUCUUAUUACUAUGAUGUUCCAAUCAAAAUUGUGGUGGUGAUUCUCAUCCUACCAAUACUUCUGUGCAUAAGGCAACUCAGACAAGUCUGAGACUCUGAACCAACCCCUCAAUAUGAUUCUCAAGAUUCAUGGUCGAAAUAAGAAUAAGAUAAAUAACUUGUAAUUUAGAAAUUAGAACAAGGGAGAAUUGGCUUGUACAGGCUGAAUUUCAAAUUCUUUGCACCAUCUUAGAUA